UGUCUGGCAAUCGCAGGUGGCUCGCUCACUACUUUGGCUGAGUCGAAUUAGUCGUAGUCGGACUACAGUCAGACAGUUGAAGGUAUAUCGUGUAUUGUGCGUGUUCAUUCGACUUGACGGUUGUGUCGUCGUUAACGAUAUUCUUAUCGGCAUUUUGCGAAAUCAUUAAACAGUGAUUUUCUCAGAUCCAAAUUUUCAUUCGUGUUGAUAGCUGCGUGUUUGCGGUAUCAAUAUCGUAUAAAAUAUCGUUGAACGGGAAGUGCGGAACAAGAGUUAUCGCCGGUGGCUUGGGAAUCUUCCUGGUGCUUGGCGGCCGCGAGAGACCUCGUCCCGGAUUUCCCGGCGGCGACGCUCGCGAGCCCCGGGCGUCGGUUACUCCGGUGCACGUCAAGCGAAUACCAGGCGUCGGCGUCCAACCGAUCAGCUGCGAUUCUACGAUCGGCGAUUACCCGGCAAAUACUGUUGCGACGCGGCGCGUCACGACGCGUCACGUCGCGACUCGCGACACAGCGUGACGCGUCUCUUGGCGUGGGUUCGACUCCAGUUAACGCAUACGGAGGUAUAUACCCUGCGUAUAUACGGUAUAUACGCCAUCCCUGAACUAAAAGGGCCGACGAGACCGCGAGGGGAGAAGUAGGGGAGCUCGCGGCUCGAUUAGCCUCGGUUUGCGCGGAGGAGAAUUAUGAGCAAGCGACGUUUCCUACCGUGCGUCCGUUGUCGUUGUCGUCAUUGUUAUCACUGUCAUCGUCAUCGUGGUUAUCGUCCUGCGAUCGCCGGCUGUUUCAUCGCGAUCCAAGACUUUUGACACGAGUGCAUCAACCGCGCGAACCACCGUCGUCGUCGGAGACGACGCUAAACCGCGCAGCUGAACGAUCGCGAUCGCGAUCGAGAGAACUAUUUCCGAACCGGAGCAGAAAAUGAACGGUUUUAGCACCGGUGAGGAGGAUUCGCGGGGCGCGGCGGAUCAGAUCUGCUGCCUCGUCGACGAGAGUGAACGAUGCUCCCGUCCGGCCGGCAAUGCAUCCUACAGCAAGCGUAUACAAAAGACGGUCACUCAGCGGCGGCUGAAACUCAACUUGGAUCACAUGGCACGACAUAUAUACAUCUGUGAUUAUCACAAGCAAGUGAUCCAGUGCGCAAGAACCAAACAGCAGCAACAGCGAAGACGCAAGGAUUCCGAAGAAGACUCGGGUGAAACUGACAACGACGUUCCAGAAGUUGACCUCUUCCAACUGCAAGUCGGCACUUUGAGGCGGUACAAAAGGCACUACAAGGUUUCUACUCGACCAGGUCUUAACAAGGCUCAGUUAGCAGAUACUCUCAUGAAGCAUUUCAAGACCAUCCCCAUCGUGGAGAAGGAAGCUCUAAGCUUUUUCAUAUAUACAGUUAAGACCAAUGCGAAUAAGUUAGACCAAAAGAACGGUUUAAGUAGCAGUGACACGACGUAA
Messenger RNA from Atta colombica, 1448 nucleotides. It is a transcript of the gene Sap30, whose product is annotated as histone deacetylase complex subunit SAP30 homolog. The transcript has 3 exons. Gene Ontology annotation, cellular component: histone deacetylase complex. The record is from RefSeq and is a predicted model, not a curated record. Lineage: Eukaryota; Metazoa; Arthropoda; Insecta; Hymenoptera; Formicidae. Gene Ontology annotation, biological process: regulation of DNA-templated transcription. The coding region runs from base 918 to 1448 and encodes 176 amino acids. Gene Ontology annotation, molecular function: transcription coregulator activity; protein binding.